AGAUUAGGAAUUUAGGGUUUCUACAACAGUAUGUCAUCAUCGGGAAGACAGUUGGUGGUGGCAGGAGGAGGGCAGGGUGAUUUGAAUCUGGAAAACCGUAAGCUUGCACUACCUCCGAAACCUCCGACGUCCGGUUCGAGCGCUCUUGUUGAGUAUGUUCCUCCGGCGCCAGCUCCCGAGGAUGAGGACCUGGAGAUCAAACUUCGUCGGAUUCUUGAACAUGUUCCAGUUCGCGUCAACAAUACUUCUGGAAGUUCUGCCGGUUCAGGCUCCGGAGACUUUCAUCAGUAUCGUCAAAUGAGAAGGAAAGAACAGGACCGCCUGGCUAGGAUGGAUGCAGACUAUCGGAAAAGAAAAGAAGUGACAGAAUUUAACGCUAGAAGGGAUGAGAGACUGAAAGCUGCUGAGGAAAGGACAUCAAAGAAGCGGUUAAAACGCCAAAAGAAGAAGCAAAAGAAGAAGGAGAAGAAGAGUAAAGUUGAUACUGCUGGUGGGGAAGAACAAAAGAGAGAAGAAUCUUCGGAUGAUGAUUUGGAUUCAGAUGAUGGUGAAGGGACAAAGCAUUAGAGAGUCAUGGUAAUUGCCCUAGUUCUUCUGCUCUCAUUUUUAGGAUCCUGUAAUCUUGUUUCCAGACAUUUUUUGUUUGUCAAAUGAAAAGUAUCAGGUUUGUUAAAAUGUUGUUGAUGACAUAAAUGAAAUAUUUCAAGA
This is a messenger RNA of Impatiens glandulifera, 708 nucleotides long. Its product is annotated as PRKR-interacting protein 1. The transcript is spliced from 2 exons. Gene Ontology annotation, molecular function: protein kinase binding; double-stranded RNA binding; protein kinase inhibitor activity. Gene Ontology annotation, biological process: negative regulation of protein kinase activity. The record is from RefSeq and is a predicted model, not a curated record. Gene Ontology annotation, cellular component: nucleolus. The coding region runs from base 31 to 567 and encodes 178 amino acids. Lineage: Eukaryota; Viridiplantae; Streptophyta; Magnoliopsida; Ericales; Balsaminaceae.